ACAUUGUGUUCAGCUAAAUCCGCUUUAAAUCAGUUGUAUUACUCGUCUAACUGUAUAAAACGUACUUAACAUGCAUUGUACAAAUCGAGUGUAAUAAAUCAUUUGAAAAGUGAGAUUAACUAGCGCGCUAACUAACUAGCCAGUUGUCUAGGAAACGGAAACGCGCAAACGGAAAACGCAGGAUGUGACUCACUAGCCAACAAUUUCAACUUUAGAAACUCUUAUCUUGGCGACCAUGUUGCGGUUUGAUAAAGACGACCAGUCUUUAGACGUUUAUUCUGAUGAUGAAGAUAAUGCUGCAUUAGCAGGAAGAAGAAACAUGUCGGAGGAAAUAAAUGCAGCUUCACGUGAAAGCAGCGAGAUCCGUAGCGCAACGCCUGGGCGGCUACCCGUGCGCCAGCGGUACUGGAAAGACACACACCUGUGGCCCGCUCGAAUAGUCUCUGUGCUAUGCAGCGUAGUCAUCGUCUCAUUUAUCGCUUUGCUAGUCUCUUUCUUGUACAUCGUAUUAAAAGAUCUAAGAGCAGAGAGGAUAACCACUGAAGAUGGAUCAGAAGUGAGACUAAUGGGUUUUUGGAGUAUUUUGGUCCUGUCUUCUGUGGCUGGAGUUCUUUGUUGCAGCUUCUCCUGGACCCUAACCUACUUUGACUCCUUUGAGCCAGGAAUGUUUCCCCCAACUCCUCUUUCUUCAGCCAGACUCAAAAGAAUGACCGGACACUCUUUCCACAUGGGCUACAGUAUGGCUAUACUCAACGGCAUAGUGGCUGCGCUCACUCUUAUGUGGUAUCUCACCUGAUGCGCCUCAACUGCCGCCCAUCUGUGGACACCUCGACUGUCAUUUAACUUGCAAUUACCAGGAGGCAAUUCCAAGUUUAAAUAGUUCACCCCAAAAUGAAAAUUUGCUGAAAAUUUACUCGCCCUCAGGCCAUCCAAGAUGUAGAUGAGUUUGUUUCUUCAACGGAACAGAUUUGGAGAAACGUGCUCACCAAUGGAUCCUCUGCUGUGAAUAAGUGCCAUCAUUUUUGGGUGAACUGUUGCUUUAAUGGCAGAUGGAGCUGUCAAAUUAUGUUACUAAUAUAACUACAGAUAAAACCUUUUUAAAUUCAGACACUGAGUAACAACAAGUAAAACAAUUAAGGACAAUGUUUUAUUUUUAGAGGAUUUCUCAUAUUUUCAUAUAUGCUAAUUUGACAAAUUCAAUACACAACGCACAAUGACUUUUUCGUAAUGGACUACAUUUAAAAAAAGAAAAGAAAAAUUACAUUAGUGAAGUCAGGGUCUCUUUGGUACUCAGUUAUUUUGUCUUGUAAAAGGCUUUUAUUACAGAAUCCCGUGCAAGCAGCUUUUUACCAUUACAAUAGCAGUGCAUUAAAUCUGCUUUUUGCACUUUUGAUGUCAUUCAUUGUCAGUGUGGCAACACAGAUGCUGUUUAAAUAUAUUCAAUAAAUUGAAUUUGCAUUUUAGGACCUCCGCUUAGCAAAGACUACAGUCCCUUUGCAGUCGUGCUUUAUUAAAGCUGGAAGUUGCUGCUCUAUUGAGCGUUUUAAUGGGGGAAAUCAUUAAUACAAUAGCUGUUUUGGGGUUGAUGAAGAGUGACCAUGUUAGCUUUGUUGAGAGCCUGGGAGAAGGUCAGAGAGUGUAGAAGUGUGGAUUUAAUUUAUGACUUUAAUUAUUUGAUGCAGACUGCCAGGCCAUGAUUACUUUUUUCUUCUUCAUUAGAUUAGCAGGCCCUGUAGUGACUCAUUUCAGCUAGCGCUAAUGCACUGGUCUGUCUCGUGUAUAUAUGGAGUAUUAAUGUACUCCCGCCUCGUGUGUGAGUGUGUUCUUUUUGUAUCUGUGGCAACAGGCUCCUAUAAUUUGUUUUCCUUAACAAGACAUUUCCAUCUCCAUUUUUAGUGGAUGUUAAUUCUGGUUCAUUGAGAGUUUAGUUUAUCCACCUCAAAACCUGUUGCUUUUAGAUUGUUCAGGUAUUUUAAGGUAAAAGGGAGGUUUUUGUGUGCAUGCUUGAUCACGCUGUCCAUGUUUCUGUGUUUGAGCCUUAAAAAAAACAUGUUCGUGCAUGACUUGGUGACAAAGUGUCUCUCUUAAUGAUGUUUCUGUUGAGGUGAAGGUCUGUCUGAGGUAAACCUUGUCUCACUCGCCUUGAAUCGUGCAGUGCAACUGUCACAAACAAUAUCCCAUCCUGAAACCACCUGAUUUGGAGGUUGAGUGGUUUGCUUACUUGUUUUCCUGCCAUUUGAAUAAUCAGGGAUGAAAAAAACAACACUGGAAUAUUCAUUGCUUACUCAGGAGGUGGGAUAUUGGGUCAAAUAACGCUAUCAGAAAUAAUUUUGUAAGAAUGUAUUUAUGCAAAAAGCAAUAAAUUUGCAAUUUAAAUAAAAACAAAGAAAAUCA
Molecule: messenger RNA, 2394 nt
Organism: Onychostoma macrolepis
Lineage: Eukaryota; Metazoa; Chordata; Actinopteri; Cypriniformes; Cyprinidae
Gene: arl6ip6
Product: ADP-ribosylation factor-like 6 interacting protein 6
Exons: 4
Coding region: 236-796 (186 amino acids)
Source: RefSeq, a predicted model, not a curated record